AUGGUCCACCCUGUCGAAAACGAGGUGCACCACUACUGGUAUCAUAAAACAGCCAAUUUGCCGCUGUUGGCAAGCAUUGUUUUGGGCCAGAAGAAAAUGCUAGUAGAGGGUAGCUGCAACUUCCUGCUACGAUACUACUUCGUCGGACUUCUUUUCAAGAUCGAUUUUGCUAUGCUGAACCAACGAUUUCCAGACCCCACCGUUGCCGUCUCUUCGGAGGCCGUGAACAACUUCUUGACUUGCGACCCGAAGGGAUCUCUUGGCAUUGGCGGACGAGUCACGAAUUGCUUUCAACAAGAGCCGACAGUCAUCAGCAAUAAGGGACGCGGCGUCGACGCUGUUGCGAGCCAAAACGACAAAGGCAAGAGCAACAGCUAA
Phytophthora nicotianae INRA-310 is the source of this 378-nucleotide messenger RNA. RefSeq lists its product as hypothetical. The transcript has 6 exons. Bases 1 to 378 code for a protein of 125 amino acids. Lineage: Eukaryota; Oomycota; Peronosporomycetes; Peronosporales; Peronosporaceae. The record is from RefSeq and is a predicted model, not a curated record.